This is a messenger RNA of Episyrphus balteatus (marmalade hoverfly), 1150 nucleotides long. RefSeq lists its product as uncharacterized. The coding region runs from base 66 to 1091 and encodes 341 amino acids. The transcript has 3 exons. NCBI's taxonomy places the organism in Eukaryota, Metazoa, Arthropoda, Insecta, Diptera, Syrphidae. The record is from RefSeq and is a predicted model, not a curated record.
UGAAUUUAUUUUAUUUCUGUAAAACUAAGAAACCGGAUUUUUUUUCCUAUUUUUCCCUUAAAAACAUGAUUCGUCAAAAGUCAAAGAAAACCGUUGAGGACCUUUACAUGGCAGUUCCACCCCCAACACUUUUUGCAGGAACGACGCGAUUCGAUGAUGAUUCAAAACCAAAUUCAAAACCUAAUAACAAAAUAAACGGAAAAACUGAUCUUUGCUUUCCCAAUACUGUAUUGCACCGAAAGAAAACAAAAGGAAAAAAAAAUGUAGAGAAAAAGGAUGAAAAUGAAGAAAUUUUACUAGGAAGGUGUAAAAUGACAAAUGAAUUUGGCACAGAAACUAAAUUUUUUGAAGAAAAAGAAAAGGAUGAGGGCACAGAUGAAUUCCUUUCCCUGAUCAAAGAGACUGUUGAAGGAGCUGUGGAAAAAUCACUGCAGGAUAUGGUUGCCAGAAGCUUGAGGGAUAUGCGUAUUAAAUUGGAUGAAAUUCAAGAACGAGUUGACGCUUACGGAAAAUCGUUGGAAAAGAUUCAGUCUGAAUUGGGAAAUAAAAUAAUUCAUUACGGAGAGGAAAACUCAAGGCACUUCCGAUACCUAUGCAUGAAAUCAGAAUACGACAAAAUGUUUUAUCAGAAUCAAAAUGCCAUGAAUGCUCUUUCCUUCGAUGCUAGACAAAACGUAUCUAAUUCACUACCAUCACAUUUAACCACUCAUAUUAAAGAUCAGACAACCCAUCGGCCUAAACAAAUACCGCAACCUAUUCAACCAGAAGCAAUAUUUUUAUCAAAACCACGCCAAAAUUCCAACCAAACAAUUGUCAUUGAUUUUGAUUGUGCACAACAAUCAAAGUUAAGUGGUACUUCUAAGUCAUCGGAUAUGGGUGUCCGGGAGGUGAAGGAUUUAUUGGAGCAAUUGCAGAAAUUUUAUGAUGAACAUAAUCAUAAAAAGGAUGACAAGAAAGAUUCAUCUAUAAGUGGAAAGUUGAACAUUCCCGAUCAAGACGAUAGUGCGGAUGGCGAUGAAGAUGAUGAGACUUCUGAUGACAUGACUUCAGAAAGCAUCGAAGAAAAUAUUAGAGCUGGCGGGGAUUCUUAAAACAUUUAUUUUGAUACGAAUAUUAAACUUCCAUUUUGAAAAUAUGCAUGAAUAUGUAA